AUGAAGAACAUGAUACUUUUCCAGUUCUUCAUAGCUGUUGUUGCGGCGUCCCAAGUUUUACAAGGAGAUGACAAGAAUUUCGACGAUUUGGUUUUGAAGUCGAAUAAAACCACGCUAGUGGACUUUUACGCCGACUGGUGCAGGCACUGCAAGAAUUUGAUGCCUACUAUUAGUGGUAUAGCUGACCAGUUCGCCGAGAUUGAAGAAAUCCAAAUUAUGAAAGUCAAUGGUGACAAGAACGGCAAGAAGCUAAGUAAAAGAUACAAAAUUCAGGGGUAUCCAACCUUAUUACUUUUUUCACCCAAUCACACUGAUCCGAUCACAUAUGAAGGUAUCAGAGACCAAACUUCCAUAAGUAACUUCAUUCACCUAGUAUCUGGGCAUCAUGCAAGGCAAGAUUCACUUUAUGGCUACGAAAAAGAUGAGCAGAGCGUUUUAAAAGUACUUGAUGGAAAUUUGGGAGACUACGAGACUAGGGGAAAAACUACGUUUGCAUUGGUACAGUUGAAAAACGAUUAUUCGUCAGCCUUACUGAUCGCAUGGAACAAUGUUGCCGAAUACUCUUCUCCACACAAGUCUAACAGAAAAUUUAUUGAACUUCAACUAUCCGACACUAAAAAGUUUUUAUCUGAUUUUGCAGUCAAGGAUCUACCUGCCGUUGUUGUUCUCGAUGGUAUCAGCGGAACGAAGCUUAUUCAUGAUGUGGGGAUCAAAGCGGACUAUCUCUCUUCACUUGUCAACGGAUAUCAAGAUCGAAAAGUAAAUGGAGAGAUUGUACCUGACAGAAGUGCUGGAAGAAUCCUAUCCUAUGAUAGAAGAAUUAGAUUCACGGAUUCUAAGCAUGGACAAAAUUUACUUGAUGAUAUCGCUGCCGCCAUCGAAGAAAAGACCUCUUUGACUAGCGAAAAUGGUGCGGCUGAUGACCUCAGAAUGCACCUCUUUUAUCAGAAGAUGGUAAAGAAAAUACUACUGGGGAAGGAAAGCUGGUUGAAGGACGAAGCAGUGCGUUUGGAGGCAAUGACUGGAAACAACAAAGGUCUGAUAAACGAGAAGGAUCUUUUGUUCGCCAGAAAAAGAACCAAUGUGCUAAAAGCUACUAUUGCGGGACGAAGAAUAUGA
Candidozyma haemuli is the source of this 1119-nucleotide messenger RNA. RefSeq lists its product as uncharacterized. Gene Ontology annotation, molecular function: protein disulfide isomerase activity. NCBI's taxonomy places the organism in Eukaryota, Fungi, Ascomycota, Pichiomycetes, Serinales, Metschnikowiaceae. Bases 1 to 1119 code for a protein of 372 amino acids. Gene Ontology annotation, cellular component: endoplasmic reticulum. Gene Ontology annotation, biological process: protein folding. The record is from RefSeq and is a predicted model, not a curated record. The transcript has a single exon.